AGAAUCAUAAAAAAAUCUGUAGAAUUUCACCCUAACAGAUGUGACUGAUAUUUUGCUCGGUUUACCCCUGGGGAAAAGUUGACUAUUCCAAGAUGGCUGCCACGAGCGGAGUUGUUUCCGGUUUAGUCGAAAAAGUUACAUUUGUAGGAAAGCUCCCUACGCUGGUAAAAGCCACAUCUGAUGACGAAAGCCCGACUCCAGGAUAUCUGUAUCAGGAGAUCAAUGCCAUGCUCCAUGAGUCCAGCAGCCAGUGCCAGCAGGUGCUGGACUACCUUGUGGACAGGCUUAACAAAGACUCUUUCCAUGUGAAGAUCAAGGUGCUACGUGUGAUGAAACACCUGAUAGAAAAUGGGCCGUCAGAGUUUCAGCAGGGGCUAAGGAGGAGGGCAGAGGGCAUCAAGGCAGCGACAAGUUACAGUGGACCUCCUGACCCUCUCCAUGGCCAUGCACCCUAUGUGGUAGUGAGAAAAACUGCUACAGAAGUCUCCUCCAUCCUGUUUAACACAGAAAACUGUGAGCGAUCUCCCAACAGGCCUUUAUCUGCAAACAACAGACUAAGUGUUCAGACUGGCAUUGGUAACCUCCAGACGUCACCUGGCAGAAUGCAGGGGUUUGGAAACACAGCAGCACAGAACACUAACAAAUCUUUAGGUACGACCAUCCUGUCCAACUUGAAGGGGUGGACAGAGGGCGUGUCCAACAACAAUCAGUACCAGCCAAUAGGAGGGCAGCCCCUUCAACCCCACAGUUCUGGUGCCGUGGUGGGCGGGUACAAGCCGGCCAUGAUUGACACCUCUGGGGGACAGCCAGGAAUGCAGUAUUCUCCUCAAGUCUCUCCUCAGAGGAAAACACACCACACUGCAGGUAAAGCUGGGGGAGGCUGGGAGGACUCUACUCUGAAGCGUUACCAUGGCAACAACACACAUAGCAAAUCUGACAACAGUGGUGACAGCACGGAACUCUCAGAGAGGUUAGAGACAGUGUCAGUAGAAGACAGGACCCAUGAGACACAGCUGAUAGCCGACUAUACCAGCUGUCUCGGACAGGCUCCGUCCACACGACCCCCCAGUAGGGACGAGCUUCAACAGUUUGUCAAAAGGUGCUCUGCUCUGAACUGUGAUGUGAUUUUACAACUCCUGAAUGACAAACUCAGUCACUCAGAUGCUCAGGUACAACUGAGGAUCCUGUUUGUACUGGAACACCUGAUGAAGACAGAUCUGGUGACAACAGAACAGCUGUUAGAACUGUUCAGACCGACACUGGAGACCCUCAGUACAGGCAGACAGGGGGCACAGCAGGCUAAAGCCACCAAGAUUCUCCGACAGCUUACCUUCCUACCACCACCGCAACCACCACAAAAGACAGAAGAAGUCCUGUACAUGCCACCUACAUCCCUAGAAGUUGAAGCCCCUAACAGUUCAAAAUUUCAAACUUCCCUCUUCUCUGGAAUGAAACUGCAAACUGGUGUAGACAGAACAUUACCUGGGGAAAAGCGGAACAACCUGAACCAAAAUGGCACAGUGGAAAAUAGAGACAGGGCAGGGAAGGAGAAGACUGAGAAGGCAAGUGGUCGAGAACAGGGCAGAAGCACCCCCUUGAGUAAGAAGAAAAUAGCUGCAGGUCGUAGUGCUGACCCCUUUAACUUUGUGCAAGAUGCUAUGCAAGCUUGCCAAAAGUGA
Molecule: messenger RNA, 1679 nt
Organism: Branchiostoma belcheri (Belcher's lancelet)
Lineage: Eukaryota; Metazoa; Chordata; Leptocardii; Amphioxiformes; Branchiostomatidae
Product: AP-4 complex accessory subunit tepsin-like
Exons: 15
Coding region: 93-1679 (528 amino acids)
Cellular component (GO): trans-Golgi network membrane
Source: RefSeq, a predicted model, not a curated record